Molecule: messenger RNA, 1474 nt
Organism: Coregonus clupeaformis (lake whitefish)
Lineage: Eukaryota; Metazoa; Chordata; Actinopteri; Salmoniformes; Salmonidae
Product: leukocyte cell-derived chemotaxin-2
Exons: 4
Coding region: 89-559 (156 amino acids)
Source: RefSeq, a predicted model, not a curated record
AUUAUGCAGUCAGAAGCACAGACUGAAGCUGAGCAAGACCUUCUCGUAGAGUUUCUCCUUGAGUGAAAGUAUCACCUAAGGUUUCAACAUGAAGACUGCUGUUCUUUUGUUUACUGUGGUCCUCAUAGCUGUGUUGUCAGAGUGUGAGAUGGUCAAGUUUGGUCAGCUGUGCAGCGGCAACUCCAGUAACAGGAGGAGGACAGGGGACAGAUGGGGACAAGGACAAUACGGGGCACGCAGAGGAGACCGUGUGCAUCAGGGCCUGGACAUUGUGUGUAAUGAUGGGGCCACAGUGUACGCUCCAUUUGACGUGACGCUCAACGGGAAAGUGAUCGUGUACACAGACCCGAAGAAGGCAGCCAUCAACGAUGGGAUCAACCUCAGUGGAGAGGGUCUGUGCUUUAAGCUGUUCUACGUGAAGCCUGACAAGUACUCUGGGGUGGUGAAGAAGGGCCAGAAGAUUGGGACCAUGCUGACAAUGCAGAGUGUCUACCCAGGGAUCACUUCUCACGUCCACGUCCAGAUGUGUGACAAGUCCAACCCCACCAAGUUCUUCUAAUGGAGUCCCCUUUGGCCUCUCCUUCAACCAAUCAAUCAAGCAAUCAACAAAAUGAUCAUAAUCAUAGGGCAAUAGAUGGCCUUAAUGUGUUUAAUGUGUGUAAUUUGCUAUUAUGAUUAUUAUUUGUUUUAUUAUUAUUAAACCUUUACAGGUUUUUCUCAUGGAGAUAAAAUCUAUUUUUCAAGACAGACCUGGUUAUAAACGUUUUUUUUUUAUUAUAGUAUAAAAUAUAUAAAUGUUGCACACUUCUGGAAUAAUGUUUUACAUUAACCCUAUAAGCAUCAACAGGGGUAAAUUCAUCAUUUUGAAAUCCUUUUUUUAUCCUUCUGAAAAUGUUACGUUGAUUUCUGUGUUAAUGUAUAAUUUCUAUGUUAUAUAUAUAAUCUCUCUUUUGUAUACUCAAUAGUAAACUUUGUGAAAAAAACAUGAUAGAUUUCAAACAAAUACAUGUAUGUCAUUGAACAACCCCAUACCAUGACUAGAUGGUGAAAAAAAACCACACAUAUCUUUCAAAAGUUCUUGAAACAAUAAAAGCUAAUUUACCAACAUUUCUGAAAAUUGAUAUAUAGAGAUUUGGAAUUAAACUUCUAUUGAUCAAAAUAACAGUUUAAAACAUGAAAAACAUACAAAAAUGUAUAUUUUUAAACAUAAAAGUUGACUAUAAAUGUGUGAAAAUUAAAAAUUGUAUGCAUAUUUUGGGGAAUUUCAACCAUUCACUUGUAUUACAAAAUUUUUAUAAAAGAAAAAGUGUUACUGUUUGAAAGAAAGUGUCAUUUUGCCAUCGUUUCCAAUUUGGGGUCAAAAAUGACCCCUGUUGGUGCAUUUAGGGGUUGAAAUAUGUUGGUGCGUUUGGGCUAUUAACAAGAAAAUACAUACAUAAUAAAUAAUUCCUAAUAAAUAAUGUGUAUUUUUGUA